Molecule: messenger RNA, 2008 nt
Organism: Polyodon spathula (Mississippi paddlefish)
Lineage: Eukaryota; Metazoa; Chordata; Actinopteri; Acipenseriformes; Polyodontidae
Gene: tbxta
Product: T-box transcription factor Ta
Exons: 8
Coding region: 287-1555 (422 amino acids)
Biological process (GO): regulation of transcription by RNA polymerase II; cell fate specification; positive regulation of DNA-templated transcription
Cellular component (GO): nucleus
Molecular function (GO): RNA polymerase II cis-regulatory region sequence-specific DNA binding; DNA-binding transcription factor activity, RNA polymerase II-specific
Source: RefSeq, a predicted model, not a curated record
AUUACUGUGCAUCACUCAUAACGAUACUGAUCGUGUGCUAUAGGACCCUUAAGAGGGAUUGUGUCAUAUCUGGGUGCAUGACGCUAAGAAUUUCCGCCCUCUGGGCGUGGUCGAGGACCAAUGAACACACCCCCUCCGUACACGUGGGUGUUGGUGGGGAUUUAAACUCGUGGCUCCGAGGCAGCAGCGUUACACCGAGUUGAUUUAGGGGGGAUUGGGGUUUUUCUUGUGUGUUUCUCACUGAGGACUUUCUAUAGAACCAUUGGCACCUCCAUAACUAGGAAAUAUGAGUUCCGCCAACACAGAUCAGCGACUUGACCAUCUCCUCAGCGCCGUGGAAAGCGAGUUCCAGAAGGGCAGCGAGAAAGGCGACGCCUUGGAGAGGGAUAUUAAAGUGGGGCUUGAAGACGUGGAUCUUUGGACCAAGUUUAAGGAACUCACGAACGAAAUGAUUGUGACCAAGACUGGCAGGAGGAUGUUUCCAGUUCUCCGAGCCAACGUAUCAGGGCUGGACCCCAACGCAAUGUACUCGGUCCUACUGGACUUCGUAGCGGCCGACAAUAAUCGGUGGAAGUAUGUCAACGGGGAAUGGGUUCCAGGCGGCAAACCGGAGCCUCAAAGCCCCAGCUGCGUGUACAUUCACCCGGACUCUCCCAACUUCGGCGCGCAUUGGAUGAAAGCGCCCAUUUCUUUCAGCAAGGUCAAGCUCUCCAACAAGCUCAAUGGAGGGGGGCAGAUUAUGUUGAACUCUCUGCACAAAUACGAGCCUCGCAUUCACAUCGUGAAAGUCGGAGGGAUUCAGAAAAGGAUUAACAGCCAGUCAUUCCCCGAGACGCAGUUCAUCGCAGUGACCGCUUAUCAGAACGAAGAGAUCACUGCUCUGAAAAUUAAACACAACCCCUUUGCAAAGGCGUUUCUUGAUGCUAAAGAAAGGAGUGAUCACAAAGAUAUCCCAGAACAUGCCAGCGAUGGCCAGCAAUCAGGAUAUUCACAAAUUGGAGGAUGGUUUCUCCCUGGCAGCGGUUCCAUCUGCCCCAGCACGAACCAGGCCCAGUUUGGCAGUGGAGCGCCCCUCUCCUCUGGGUCUUACUGUGAGCGGUACUCUGGCCUGAGGAACCACAGAACAGCACCGUACCCCAGCCACUACUCUCACAGAAACUCCUCUCCCAAUAAUUACAUGGAUAACUCUUCUUCUGGAUUGACUUCUCAUGAUAGCUGGUCUGGUCUGCAGAUCCCCAACACCAAUGGGAUGGUCUCCCUCUCUCACACCAGCAACUCUGCCACAAACUCAAGUCAGUACCCAAGCUUGUGGUCGGUCGCCGGCACCUCUCUCAACCCUGGCUCCCCGUCGGGCUCCAUCACCAGCGGCCUGACGUCACAGUUCCUCCGCGGAUCCUCUGUCUCUUAUACAGGCUUGGCCUCUUCCAUGCCAGCACCUUCCGGGUCCCCCAUGUACGACAGCACCCUGAGUGACGUGGGUGGGAACGAGGCCCAGUUCGAGAGCUCCAUAGCGAGGCUCACUGCGUCCUGGGUGCCCUUGGCUCAGAGUUACUGACUGGAGUAACCGUGGCAAUCAAUGCAGUGGAGCUGGCCCGAUCCUUAGCUGGUGUGCUUGCUGAAAACCUGUCUACCGCAGGCUCUCCAUUGGGUUUAGCUGAGAUUUUCUGAACUGGUAUUACAAAAAAAAAGAAUUCUACCUCGGUGAAAAUCCUUUGAACAUUUUCCUUUUCACUUCAUGAGCCCGGGGAAGGUCGGCAUGGACAAACAGUGGAGCCUGACGGGCAGACCUACAGUAGGAAUCUCUUGGGUGCCUGGGAGAAUGAAUACUGUCCAGCUGUGACACAGUCACGAAGGAAUCAAGCUUGUUGAUGGCCAGCGAAGUACUUGAGUUACAAAACAAUAUCCCUGUGCACAGCUGUGGCCAAUCAGCAUCACUGAAUUUUAUGAUUGAGACAAUAUAUUAUAUAUGAACAUAAUUUAGAUCUUUUAUUUAACAUCAUGCAAUCAA